Molecule: messenger RNA, 856 nt
Organism: Dreissena polymorpha
Lineage: Eukaryota; Metazoa; Mollusca; Bivalvia; Myida; Dreissenidae
Exons: 4
Coding region: 165-482 (105 amino acids)
Source: RefSeq, a predicted model, not a curated record
AAAAACUCACAUGCGAAUCGCUUGCACGACAGUUACAUCACAUUCAUGGAUGUGAGCGCAAGGAACGACAACUCUGCAUGGAGAUUACCCACAUGCGUGCUGUUGUUUAAUUAUUUUUUUUACCUCCCUUCAAUAAAAACAACAACACGUGAGCAACUUUUAAAAUGAGACAACGCAAACCCCAUGUCCUGAAAAGAAUACACAAGAAACAGGCCAAGAAAGAGGGCAGGGUUAAGACAGUUGUGGUUGAAAACAUUGAACUGAUGAGCAAAGAUCAGAAGAAGAAACUAGCCAAACAGCCUACAAAUAAUAUCCGAGUGUCUGGGAAAAGGAAGCGGAAGAUGUUGAAAAGGUUACGGCAUGCAGAGAAGAGCAAAAACCAAAUGGAAGUGGAGGUGCAGCAGGUUGGCAGGACCCAGCCACAGCAGGGAACCAGUACUGAGGCAGCCACAGAGGGGGCAGCCAUGGAGUCCGACAGUUAAGAGGAGACAGCUCCUCUAUCUUGAACACUUUUAUGUGUGUGCAGUGAGGGCGACAAAACAUUGCAGACAUAAAGAUUUUUCUCAAAUUCUGUAUGCUCUCCAAUUUAAGGGGGAUGCCAUGAAAGUGGAAGUUGUCAUUUACGACAUUAAUAAAUAAUAAAUUAUGAUGCAUCAAUAACGAUACAAUAUCAAACUUGGUAUGUAGUGAUAUUGUCAUAAGUAAACACCUAUCCACUGACUUAUUUUCACUGUAUCAAGUAUAAACUGUUUAACACCUAGCUGAGAAGUAGUGCUAGGUUUUUUGUAUGAUAAUUUCAUAGCAUUUUGUAAAUAUUGUUAUAUGGAAAAUAAAUGCUGUUUCAUCGUAUAAUCAA